UCGAGUUUUAUCAGCGUUCCCUUGUACAAAUCCCGUGGAUGAUAAAGUUGGUUGGGCAGGAUGUCGCUGCUUUGUGGUAAUUUACAUCGGUACUGCUCUUAUCAAAAGAUGUCAUGGAAUCUACGUCAGAUAACGGCAACUGCUUAUCAGAGAACUAAGUCUUCAACUUCAAGAAGGAACUCUGCCAAUACAAUUUGUUCAACCAAUCAGAAAAAUGAACAAUUGAAAAAUCCUAGUGUGUGGAAAGUUGAAUUGAGUGAACCCACUCCUGCAUAUCUACCACUCACAAACACUCACUUGACAAGAUGCUCAAGGAUUCAGGGUGACUCGUCGAGUUCUCGUGAGCGAUCUUUAAAUCCAAAACUGAAUGAAAGUAAAACAUUGAGAUCUCACUCCUGGACUCGAUUUGAGGGAAGACACGCGAGCGAUGUUUUAAACAUUCAUUCGCUUCCACCACGCAAUCACAGUUCCAACAUUGGCUCAUCAUCUCAGAUGAAAGCAGGUCUUCAGUUUUUCGGAUCGUCCCUCAACCAUGUGAGCGUAAUUCCAUCGCGUGGGAUCAGUCUGUUCGGUUUACCGGAGAGGUCUGCUUGGUCACUCGCCAUUGCGGAAGCGGAGAAGAUUGUGGGAUACCCAACGUCGUUCAUCGGUCUCCGUUGCUUACUGAGCGAUGAGUUGUCAAACGUUGCCAUGCAUGUCCGUAAACUUGUUGGCACGAAGCACCCACUUGUUAAAACAGCAAAAAACUUUGUGUACGAUGGCAAGCACAACAUUCAGACUAGAGGCUUGAUCGUCUUGUUGAUCUCCAAGGCUGCUGGUCCGUCUCCCAGGGAUACGAGUAAACAAAGUAUGGUCAGAGGAAUAUACCCCAGUCAGCGGACACUUGCUGAAAUCGCCGAGAUGAUCCACACAGCUUUCUUGGUCCACAAAGGCAUCGUGGACAUCAAAGAUCUUAUUCCAACGGACGGCCCUCGUAGCGUCAUGGAAUUCGGCAACAAGAUCGCUGUCCUGAGCGGGGACUUCCUCCUCGCCAGUGCAUGCAGCGGUUUGGCGCAGCUCCGCAACACUCACGUCGUUGAUCUCGUCUCUCAGUCAAUCUCUGACCUCACCCAGGCUACCUUUAUGAGUUUCUCCGAGGAGCUUGGAUCAAAGGGGAGCGGUCAGCUCCUCCCGAAUGUCGGGAUCGCGGACUGGGCAAAGUAUGUUUAUUUGUCGUCGGGGAGUCUGAUUGCUAAGAGCUGCCGAGCGGCGCUGGAGCUGGCUGGACAUGGAGAGGAAAUGCAGAAAUGUGCUUUUGAGUUUGGGAAGAAUAUCGCACUUGCACAACAGCUUAACCAAGAAUUGCUGACCUUCACAUCAUUUGACGGCAGUGACGCUUCAUUUAGUCUGACCUCCGCCCCUGUGUUGUUACAUCUAGAAAGCAGCAAAAACCGAGACAGGUUCAGGAACCAGACCACAGUCGAUAUCAAAAAGCUUCAUCGAGAUAUUCAAAGCGGGUCAGCAAUAACAAAAUCUAAGGAGUUGUGUCGAACGUACGGAGAAUCUGCGCGGGUAGCGAUUAGUGUUUUCCCAGAAUCAGACGCCAAAAACACACUGGAGCAAAUGGUGAAUGCUGUCACGUUAUGAGAUCAACAUUAGGUCUUGUCUUCACCUCAAGGACCCCGGUUCGAAUCCCACCAGGGGCACUAUGUGGAUUGGGUUUCCAGUCUCUAACUGACAUAAAAAAAAAACACUGGAGCAAAUUGUGAAUGCUGUCACGUUAUUAGAUCAACAUCAGGUCUUGUCUACCUCAAGGACUCGGUUGAAUCCCACUAGGGGCCGAUGUGGAUUGGGUUAUUAGUCUCUACCCUGUCUACCUGCUACCUGGCCAAAAAUACACUAGAGCAAAUGGUGAAUGCAGUCACGUUAUGAGAUCAACGUCGGGUUGAUUAGAGUGGUAUCUUGCCUGGCCUUCUACCUCUAGGACCCUGGUUCGAAUCCCGCUGGGGGCAAUAUGUGGUUUGGGUUUUCACUAGUCUCUACCUGACCAAAACACUCUGGAGCAAAUUGUGAAUGCAAUCACGUUAUGAGAUCAACAUUAGGUUUGGCGUAGUGGUGUCUUGCCUCGCCUUCUUCCUCUAGGACCCUGGUUCGAAUCCCGCUGGGGGCAGUAUGUGGUUUGGGUUUUCACUAGUCUCUACCUGACCAAAACACUCUGGAGCAAAUUGUGAAUGCAAUCACGUUAUGAGAUCAACAUCAGGUUUGGCGUAGUGGUGUCGUCUUGCCUUGCCUUCCAAACGGAAGGACCCUGGUUCAAAUCCCAACCAAGUUGAUUGGGUUUUUAAAGUCCCUACUGUGUGGGUUUUCCCUUAAAUAAUUCUCUGGAGUUUUCCUCCCACAUCUAAAACUAAAACUUCCUUCCUUAUCUUCUCUCCAUUGGGUUUUUGGCUAGUAAAGUGAUCAAGUUCGCUUAAUCGAAAAAUAUGAUCUGCGAAGAGUUACUCAAUACUUAUAUGAUGUUCAUUUGGUGUCUUUGUGACAAAGAAUGUACCCAUGACUGUAGCUGUUACAAAAAUAAUUAAACCAAAACAGUUUUAUACAUAUCAACACAAAUCCUUUUUAUUGAUUCAACAGUGUUUUUAUUGAAAACAAAUACAUUUUUGUUAUAAAAUUUGUACUUAAUAGGCCUAUAUCAUUAAUUAAAUAAUCAAACAAAAAAGAAUUUUGCUUUGUGUGUCAUUAAUUUGUUACACUAAAAAAUCAACUUGCUCAUAAUAUACAAUGUACAUUUUUGUGCGCUAAUUCCAUGACUCGAAUUAACCAACGGCACCACAGAACUUGCCAUUGUUUCCAAUAACGUUUUGAGACUUCACUGUAAUGUUACGCUAUAUAAAAACUGUUUAUUAUUAUUGUCCUGACUCACCCAGGUCAAAACCUAGUGCACUCAUCACAAAAGAGAAGGGGUUCAGCUAGGUGUUUUUGGUUUGAUUGGCUGCAUACUACGCCA
Molecule: messenger RNA, 2986 nt
Organism: Asterias rubens (European starfish)
Lineage: Eukaryota; Metazoa; Echinodermata; Asteroidea; Forcipulatida; Asteriidae
Product: decaprenyl-diphosphate synthase subunit 2-like
Exons: 5
Coding region: 61-1626 (521 amino acids)
Biological process (GO): isoprenoid biosynthetic process; ubiquinone biosynthetic process
Cellular component (GO): transferase complex; mitochondrion
Molecular function (GO): prenyltransferase activity
Source: RefSeq, a predicted model, not a curated record